Messenger RNA from Saitoella complicata NRRL Y-17804, 1130 nucleotides. RefSeq names its product aldehyde dehydrogenase. Lineage: Eukaryota; Fungi; Ascomycota; Saitoellomycetes; Saitoellales; Saitoellaceae. The transcript has a single exon. Gene Ontology annotation, molecular function: oxidoreductase activity, acting on the aldehyde or oxo group of donors, NAD or NADP as acceptor. The record is from RefSeq and is a predicted model, not a curated record. Bases 23 to 814 code for a protein of 263 amino acids.
GUUGGAGGACCCAAGGGUGAGAAUGCUCAACUUCACAGGCUCCACCCGCGUCGGAAAAAUUCUCGCCCGGAUCUGCGCCGAAGGCCUAAAACCUUCCAUCCUCGAACUCGGCGGUAAAGCUCCCGCGAUCGUGCGUGCUGAUGCGGAAUUCGAUAAGGCUGCAAGGGAUGUGCUGUGGGGUGGGUGGGUACAUCAGGGACAGGUGUGUAUGAGUACGGAGAGGGUAAUUGUUGAUGACAAUGUGAUGGAGGAGUUCGUUGGGGCGUUGAAGAAGGCUGCGGAGGGGGUCAAGGCCGGGCCCAUGUCUGAUCCUUCUACGAACGUGAAGGGGUUGAUUUCGGUAGAGGCGGCGGACAGGUUUGAGGAGUUGGUCAACGACGCAGUCUCGAAAGGCGCAAAAGUCAUCAUCCCCGAAACCGGCUUCAAACGCGACCGCAACAUUGUCACCCCGGUUGUCCUAUCGAACACCGAUGAAACGAUGGCAAUCCACACCCAAGAAACCUUCGCCCCCUGCCUCCUCCUCCUCCCCUCCCCCUCCGACGCCACUUCAAUCUCCAUCGCAAACUCCACUCCCUACGGCCUUACCGCCUCCAUCUUCACCCGUGACACCCACGCCGCACUUCGCAUGUCCAAGAAACUCGAAUGCGGAGCUGUGCAUGUUAACUCGCCGACAAUUGAGGAUCACCCUGCCGUCGUCCAUGGAGGAUGGAAGGAGAGUGGGUGGGGGAGGUUUGGCGGGGUUGAGGGGGUUAGAGGGCAUCUGCAGUUGAGGAGUGUGAGUGUUAGGGAGGGUGGGGGACAUUUCAGUUUGUAAGCGGAAUGUGUGGGGUGACGGCGAAGAACAGAGCAGCCAAGCAGAUAUGUCGCAGUCUUAGCAAAAGCAAAGCAUAGUCAAGGUGUCUAGGGUCUUCUCUAAGCAGAGCUUCUUGCGUGUCUCCUUAACCCUUUCAGGCAAACAUGGCGAAUAGCUAACUACUCACUAAUCCUCCCAACCAAACCCAAUCGAAAGUAUAUAUGCCCGUAACGACUCCCCUCCGCAGGCGGGGAUUCCUCAUGUGUAGACCAAGUCUGGACAACCACCUUGCGCCAAACGCAUACCACGUACAGAAGAACGUAAAACCAAGACAAGU